AUGAGCACGACCGCCACCGAUGGCACCGUGGAGAUCACGAUGACGCACGCCGUGACCGGCGAGGCGGCGUCGAGCUGGAAGCACAAGGCGGGCCGGCGCGAGGGCCCGGAGCACUACCGCUUCGGCGACCUGACGAAGACGCUCGUCCACAAGGUCGCGGGCCCCGCGGAGCCCGCGCCCGACGACCGGUCGCCGGAGCUCGCCGUCACGUCCGUCAAGUGCCGCGUCCGCGUGCCGUGGGCGCAGCGCCUCUGGGACGACGCGCCGCUGUGCCGAAAGCUCCGCGAGCUCGGCCUGGGCCGCGCCGAGGCCGGCGGCGCCGUCGAGGUCGACGCGCGGACUUUCGGCGCUUCGCUCAGCGAGCGCGACGCGAUCACGUGCCUGAGGCACGCGGACGGCGUCAACGGCUCGCUCAGCAAGCGGCCGCCGCUCGCGAUGCCGCGCUACUGCGGCUCCCUGGACGCCUGCGACGCCCUGCGGGGCGCCUUCGACGCCUGCUUCGGCGCCGGGUCCUUCGACGGCGCCGAGAAGCAGUGGGCCGACGCGCCGCUCGGCGCGCGCUUGGCGCUCGCGCUCGCGCGCGACGAGGCGCGGCGCGCGGUCGCGUCCUCCGUCGCGGCGGACGUGCUCGGCGCGCUCCGGGGCGAGGCGGCGCUCUGCGGGGCCGCCUUCUUCGCCUUUCUCGCCGACGGCGAGCGGGGCGACGACUUCCGCGAGCUCCGCUACGACCGCGACGCCAAGAGCGUCGACGCCGUCGGCCGCUUCCGCUUCCGCUUCCGGCCGGGCACGCCGGCGCUCGACGUGCUGAGCCACCACGAGACGGGCGCGCGGUCGCGGCGCGACGUCGCCGACGCGCUCCGCGACUCCGGCGCGCGCGUCGCCUGGCUCGACGUCCGAAGCGCCUCGGGCGCCGCGCGGCCCGCGGCGCUCGUCACGGUGCCCCGCGGCGCGCCCCUGCCCGCGCGCGACGUCAUCGCGACCCUGGCCGCGGCGGACGGGCGCGACGACUACGACGUCGUGUCCGCGGCCGUCGACGACUUCGAAACCGCGCGGGCCCUCGAGCCCGACGCCGCGGACCGCGUCCGCGCGAAGCUCCUCGUCGCGGACGUGUCGACGCUCCGCCGCCUCGCGCGCGACGUCGCAAGGCGCAAGGGCGACGAGCGGGUCGCCCGGGCGCUCGCGCUCUUCGCGGCGCCGGCGGCGGCCGCCGCGGGGAAGGGGUGA
This is a messenger RNA of Aureococcus anophagefferens, 1224 nucleotides long. RefSeq lists its product as hypothetical. The transcript has a single exon. The coding region runs from base 1 to 1224 and encodes 407 amino acids. NCBI's taxonomy places the organism in Eukaryota, Pelagophyceae, Pelagomonadales, Pelagomonadaceae. The record is from RefSeq and is a predicted model, not a curated record.